Trichomycterus rosablanca is the source of this 2041-nucleotide messenger RNA. RefSeq names its product synaptotagmin X (gene syt10). Gene Ontology annotation, molecular function: calcium-dependent phospholipid binding; clathrin binding; phosphatidylserine binding. Gene Ontology annotation, cellular component: plasma membrane; exocytic vesicle. The transcript is spliced from 7 exons. The record is from RefSeq and is a predicted model, not a curated record. Gene Ontology annotation, biological process: regulation of calcium ion-dependent exocytosis; calcium-ion regulated exocytosis; regulation of dopamine secretion. Bases 40 to 1680 code for a protein of 546 amino acids. Lineage: Eukaryota; Metazoa; Chordata; Actinopteri; Siluriformes; Trichomycteridae.
CGCGGCUCUUCCAACGCACAAUGGAUUAACCGAAGAGACAUGAGCGCGCGCACAGAGGACGGUUUGAGCCUGUGCCAGCGGGCUCUGCACAUCAUCACCGAGCUCUGCCUCUCCGGCCACGUCCAGCGCGAGAAAUGCGCCGAUAUCUUUCCUACAGAGAGCAACGCACCAGGUAAAACCAGUUCAGACAUCUCUGUAAGUCUUCUUGCUGUGCUUGUGGGGUUUUGUGGACUCGCCCUGUUGGUAGUCUCUCUCUUUGUGUUUUGGAAGCUGUGCUGGCCCAUCUGGAGAAGAAAGGCGCUCUCUUCUCAUGGUGACACUGUCCCCCAAGAGGUGUUGCCUGAAGCACCUGCUCCCUUAUCCAAUGUGCCACCUGCCCUACCCGAGAGCCUGGCUCUACAAACCCAGAAGCAAGGGGAAAAAGAAAAGGAGGAGGAACAAAAAAGGAAGGUGCCUGAGGUUAAGGUGAAUGGCCGCAGCUCAGUGCAACUAAUUGAGGCAGCCAUGAAGAUCAGCCAGACAUCUCCAGACAUCCCAGCUGAGGUGCAGCAGACCAUGCAUGAACGCCUUAAUAAGCAGGCCAAGAUUCAGAAGCAAAGCACUGAGCCCACCUCCUUCUCCAGGCACAAUUCAUUCCGCCGCCAUCUUCAACGGCAGAUGAAUGUUACUAGCGUGGACUUCACAAUGGACACUCUCCCCGUCAGGCAGUCCUCAGCAGUCAGCAUUGGGCGUAUCAAGCCUGAGCUCUACAAGCAGAAGUCUGUGGACUCAGAGGAAGGGAAUAAGGUGCCAGUGAAGACAUGUGGUAAACUGAGCUUUGGGCUAAGCUAUGACUAUGAAGAGCAGGCAUUAGUGGUGCACAUCCUUAAGGCUCUAGAUCUGCCAGCCAAAGACUUUACAGGCACCUCUGACCCCUACGUUAAAAUGUACUUGCUCCCUGAUCGUAAAAAGAAGUUCCAGACAAGAGUCCAUAGAAAGACACUUAACCCCACAUUUGAUGAAGUGUUCCACUUCUCGGUGGAGUAUGAUCAGCUGUGUAAUCGUAAGUUACACUUUAGCGUCUAUGACUUUGACCGAUUCACAAGCCAUGACAUGAUUGGUGAGGUGGUGGUGGACAACCUGUUUGAGCUCUCUGACCUGUCACGUGAGGCGGUGGUCUGGAAAGAUAUUCUUGCAUCAACUACAGAGAGUGUGGAUUUAGGGGAAAUCAUGUACUCACUCUGCUACCUUCCAACGGCUGGCCGUAUGACCCUGACUGUCAUUAAGUGUCGGAAUCUGAAAGCCAUGGACAUCACUGGUUCUUCUGACCCAUAUGUUAAAGUAUCCCUGAUCUGUGAUGGCCGAAGACUAAAAAAACGAAAGACGACCACUAAGAGGAACACACUGAACCCUGUAUACAAUGAGGCCAUUAUCUUUGACAUCCCCCCUGAGAAUGUGGAGCAGGUCAGCUUGUCAAUUAUGGUGAUGGAUUAUGACAGGGUUGGGCAUAAUGAGGUGAUUGGAGUGUGUCAGACAGGUCCUGAUGCAGAGGGUCUGGGCAGAGACCACUGGAAUGAAAUGCUGGCAUACCCACGCAAGCCCAUCACCCACUGGCAUGCCUUGUGUGAGUGGCCGGGAAGAGGAUCCAGUUUUGAGAGUCAGGGCUCGUGUCCGUCUCCCAAGCCCCCACAGACCCCAUAAUCACGAUGAGUUCAUGAAUCACACAAAUCCUUGUACAUUCUUAAGUAAACAUGUGUUUGGUUUAUAUCACAAAAUAUCUAGAUAUCUUGCUGUAACAUUGCAGCAUUUUGCUAGAGGACAACUUGCUGCACAACACUGUAGCAAAGGUCCAACCGGUCAGGCUAUCACAUUAUCUGUAGGACCUGUGCGAAACCUGUAUGAGUGGUUUCAAGUAUUGGAUGCAGUGGCAGCAGAGAUAUUGAUAACGUUAUGGCUUAUGAUGUCACAUCAGUUGGGUGCAACAUCCAACAAGUUAGCACAUAAUCUUAUUAUAUCCUUAUAUCAAAGAUAAAAUUGUGUCUUAAUGUACAUGUAGCUAUAU